Prosopis cineraria is the source of this 1216-nucleotide messenger RNA. Its product is annotated as DNA repair protein RAD51 homolog 3. Bases 45 to 1076 code for a protein of 343 amino acids. The record is from RefSeq and is a predicted model, not a curated record. Lineage: Eukaryota; Viridiplantae; Streptophyta; Magnoliopsida; Fabales; Fabaceae. Gene Ontology annotation, molecular function: ATP-dependent DNA damage sensor activity; ATP binding; crossover junction DNA endonuclease activity. The transcript is spliced from 9 exons. Gene Ontology annotation, biological process: meiotic DNA recombinase assembly; reciprocal meiotic recombination; DNA repair. Gene Ontology annotation, cellular component: Rad51C-XRCC3 complex; Rad51B-Rad51C-Rad51D-XRCC2 complex; replication fork.
ACCUUUAAGCCGCUGGUUGGCGCCCGUUUGAGGGAGUGACAGUGAUGGAAGUCGGAAGGUUACCGAUCUCGGCGACGAAGAGAGGGAAACUUAUAUCUGCCGGCUAUACCACAUUUUCUACCAUCCUUCACGUUUCCUCUUCCGACCUUGCUCGAGAUCUAGAUGUUUCAGAGAGUGAAGCUUCUGAAAUUUUGAAAUGUGUAUCACAAACUAGUAGGCUGGAGGGGUCAAGCAGGGGUCCUGCUACUUUUGAUGGUGCUCAGACUGCUUGGGCAAUGCUCAAUGAGGAAAAGUCAUGCAUUACCACGUCUUGUCUGGACCUGGAUAACAUCCUUGGUGGAGGUAUUAGGUGCGGAGAAGUCACUGAAAUUGGUGGAGUUCCAGGAAUUGGUAAAACACAAAUGGGGAUUCAGCUUGCAGUUAAUGUUCAAAUUCCAAUAGAAUAUGGUGGGCUGAGCGGGCAAGCUAUAUACAUCGAUACAGAGGGUAGCUUUAUGGUGGAACGUGUACUACAAGUUGCUGAAGCUUGUAUAGAAGACUUGUCAGAAUAUAGCCACCUUCGCAAGGAUGCUCAAAAUUGUGAAGUUAAAAUGCACCCUAAUAAUAUUUUGCAAAAUAUAUUUUAUUUUCGUGUUUGCAGCUAUACUGAGCAAAUUGCGUUGGUAAAUUACUUGGACAAAUUCGUCACGGAACAUAAAAAUGUGAAGAUCAUCAUUCUUGACAGUGUUACUUUCCACUUUCGCCAAGAGUUUGAUGAUAUGGCCCUCCGGACUCGAUUACUUAGUGAAAUGGCUUUAAAAUUUAUGAAGCUCUCAAAAAAGUUCAGUUUGGCUGUUGUAAUGUUAAAUCAAGUAACAACCAAGCUCAUUGAUGGUUCGUUUCAAUUGACCCUUGCACUGGGUGAUAGCUGGUCACAUAUGUGCACAAACAGGAUAAUCUUGUAUUGGAAUAACAAUGAACGACAUGCAUACAUUGACAAGUCCCCAUCUCUUAAAUCUGCAUCUGCAAGAUAUUCUGUGACCAGUAGAGGGAUUCGUAAUUCUUCUUCAAGCAGUAAACGAAUUAAAAUGAUGUGAGAGUAUUUCUUUCCUUUUCUUUAUUACUUGACGUAGAUGAUAUUUUAACUCUGAAACUUUUGGUGGCUUCCAUGAUGUGACAUUGAGUAAAAAAAAAAAAAAAGUUUGUGUUCAUGUUUUCGCAUGAAACUUGGAAUGAA